AUGGACAAGCAUCAUCCUGAUUUGAUCAUGUGCAGGAAGCAGCCGGGCAUCGCCAUCGGGCGACUCUGCGAGAAAUGCGAUGGCAAAUGUGUGAUCUGCGGGGCGAGUGGGCAUAUCUUAUGCGUACUACUGCAAAGAGUGCACUCAACAGGAGAAAGACACUGUCGUCGUCCCCUUCAAGCACAGCUCCCAGUACAACAGAUAUUGCCCCGACACCGCCAUCGUCGUGUCCGCAUAGCUUGUGUACUCCGCCACGCACGCGUCGAACGCCGCCAGAUGGGCGUCCACCGCGCUCUGCAGCUCCACCUCGUCGGUCUUGUCCGCGUCGAUGCUCAACACCACGUUCUUCCUGCAGAUGAAGUUGAACUGCGACGCCUUGUUCUCGAACCCUGCAACUCGCAGAACGUCCCCCACUUUGUACCUGUACAACUCUGCAUCCACGAUCGCGAACAAAAAAAAUUAAGAUCGAGAACAGAGCAAGAAAUACUCAAUUCCAAGAAUUCUGAUUUCCUCAAAUUGGGAAUUUUUUAG
Messenger RNA from Linum tenue, 531 nucleotides. Lineage: Eukaryota; Viridiplantae; Streptophyta; Magnoliopsida; Malpighiales; Linaceae. The record is from the annotation of a GenBank genome assembly.